Macrobrachium nipponense is the source of this 3479-nucleotide messenger RNA. RefSeq lists its product as uncharacterized. Bases 258 to 1154 code for a protein of 298 amino acids. The transcript is spliced from 2 exons. Gene Ontology annotation, biological process: regulation of cell cycle. NCBI's taxonomy places the organism in Eukaryota, Metazoa, Arthropoda, Malacostraca, Decapoda, Palaemonidae. Gene Ontology annotation, molecular function: cyclin-dependent protein serine/threonine kinase inhibitor activity. Gene Ontology annotation, cellular component: nucleus. The record is from RefSeq and is a predicted model, not a curated record.
AGAGAGAGAGGGCAGUGUGUACUGUGUAGAGAGACCGUGGCCGUGGAUUAGUUGCGAACUAGACCGCGGAGCGAUAGGAUCUCUCUGUAGUCUCGCUCUCUCAGUGACGUCAUUCACAGAUGAGGAGUCUGCAGCGAAAGAAUAUCGGACCCGUUGACAGUGUAUAGUGCAUAUUGUGUGAAAGAAACGAUAGCGUUCACUAGCUGCGGUUUCGUUUCACAAUAUUAACAAAAACCAGAAAUUGAGAGGGCGAAAAAAUGGUUGUUUUGCAGCCCAUAAAACCCGGUCCGCCCAGAGUCAGUCUUAGCCUUAAGCGCGGGCGGGGGGCACGAAGGGCGUUGUCUCUACUCGGAAACAACGACUCUCGGCAAAAUCUGCAGUUGGCCGAGUCCUUGCUGACGAUCUCGGCUGAGGAGUUCACGCAAAAGUGGAAUUUCGAUCCCAUUCAGGGAGUGCCGCUGCCCACAGGCCGAUUCCACUGGAAACCAGUAUCUCCUUCGGCCUCUCCUGACCCGCCCACUGCCACCGCCGCUACUGCAAGUACCCAAUCGGAAGCAGCCACGUCCAAAACAACAUGGGCUGGUGACCUCGGGUCAUCACCGCAACCUCCCCACCCAGCCGACGACAACGGUAAAGUGCAAAUGACUUGCGCUACCUUGCCCUCUUCCUCGUCGAAUGCCUCAGGUCAGGAGGUCACCCAGGGUCAGUCGACAGGUGCAAGUAGUGGUAGCGUUCACCUCCACAGCAAGUCAGCGGAAGUGGGAAUGGUGAAGAGUGACGCAGAGGGUCACCUUAGCAGUUCGAAGACCUGUGCAUGCCCCAAGGAUAGCGAAAAGAGCGAACACGUAGACAGAGCGUCCUCAGAAGCCGUCAAAACGGAGGGAGACAGCGGCAUAGACAGUGACGAGUCAGCGGUAGACGAACAAGAUUCAUCGUCACUACAAACGAAUGACGGCAGUCAAAUCAACAGCCUCCGACAGACACACAUUACAGAAUUCGUGAGGCCUAGAAAGCUCGCUCAUUUCAAGAUGGCGGAACCUCAGCCUGCUGCGAGCGGUGGCGGUUGCUCCAAGAAGCGUCCAGCCUCCGCCCUGCAGGACCACCAGCUCAGUCAGCCUCCUCACAAGAAGGUCCUCCUUCACCUCAGGGCCUGAGCGGCCGAGGAAGAUGAAGAUGCCACCAGCCCCCUUGGAGUGGGGAAACCCGCAUCUCUCAAGGGGAGAGCCACGUCCACGAUGAGGCAAUAAGUUAUUAUUAUGAUUAUUUAUAGAUGUUGUUAUCAGUUUUAUCAUUUAAUUCAUAUUUUGGUUUACAUUCUAUGACAGUGAAGACGCUACCAUGAAUGUCAUUUUUCGUCAUUUUGUAUAUUUCAUUAUUAUAGUCAUUAUUAGCUUUAAAUUCGUACUCUUUCCAUAAAAACUGUUAACUUCUUAUUUUGUUUUUAGUUAGUCUGUUUGCUGAGUUACAGAUGAAUAUCGAAAGUAUAACAAAAUCUCUUUAAAGCAAAAACUUAAUCUUUGAAAUCAUGAAGCCGAAUUAUUCGUUGUGGUAGUGAUCAAAAGAAGAAAAUGUUGGUUAACUUUAGCAAUCAUGAAUCCCACAGUUCAUGAUAUUGUAUGUAAUUAUUUUUUCCUUUUGGUGUAUACAGGAAAAGGCCUGUGUGUAUGCAAGCACGCUGUCUCAGUAAAACUAGUCAAUGUUUACUUGAACAGAAAUAAAUCUCUGUGUUAUCUUUUUUUCAUGUGAAUUUUAGGCACAGCUUUAUGUUAUUAAUAGUAUUUGUUUGUUGAGAAAGAGAGAGAGGGAUUAUUAUAACCAUACUAGUCAGUUGAAGUUGGCAGUGUGGGUCUCAAGGUUUUGUGAAGCUAUGCUAUGCUUACAUCAAUAGCAUUUAAGGGGUUAUUUGACCAUUUUGUUCUGUAAAAUAAGAUUAGUAUUUUUGUAAUAUCCUCAGAAGUCCGUCUUAUUUUUUUUCUUUAUUUUAUUUAUUUACUUUUUUUUAUUAUACUCACUGUUACUGCAGAAAUGCAUGUUUUCAUUUCGCACGCAGGUCAAAAUCUAUUCGACUUAUGUCGGCUAGUUUUCGCAAAAUAUUGACGUGAGUCAUUUCCAAUUCUGUUCCAGCUCAAAACAAGAACAUUUGCUUGAAUGCGUGCUUGAAAAAUUUACAUCUUGGAUAGCGAUUUGCAAAGUUCUUUCUAGAUUUUUCGUGACGAAUUAUUUAAUAGAGCUAGAAUUUGCUUUGAUUAAAAAAUGACGUGAUCAACGUCUUCCUAGAGGUGACUUGACAAGGCAUUACAGAAGUAUGUAAAGUUCGUUGUGGAAGCACUUUUUCAAAAUUAAGAAUUAGCCUCUGUUUUUUUUUUUUUUUUUUUUUUUUUUUUUUUUGUAGAAGGCUUGAUAUGUUCUUUUAAAAGGCAAUUGGACAAGACUGUGGAACUAGCCUAUCAAGUAAGUUACAGAAGUAAGUGGUCAAAGUCUGUACAGAAGUGGUUCGUCAAGUUGAAGAGACAUUAUCGAAAUAUCAAAUUGUUAGUUGAAAGCUAAAGUGUGGAUUAUUUGCAUGACGUGUCACUUUAUUAUACAUACAGCUACCUCUGUUAUUUUAUUUUUAUUUAGAUUAUUGUACUAAAUCAAUUUCUGUAAAGCUUAAAGAGAGUUCUGAACUGAUAUUUAUGUUUGUAUGUAUGUAUAUUAUGUAAUUAACCGUUUCCACUGUGUAUUUAUUCGUUCUUGGUGUAUGAUGGCUUUAUUUGUAGUCUGUAAAUGUGCUGCCUUGCUGUCGUUCUGGACUGAUAACUCGACAAGUUAUUUAACUUUCACUCUACUUUCAAUAGUCAUUUUAUUUUAUAUUUUGGGAUUCAGUUCUAUUUCAUUUUCUGACACUGCUUGAGAAUCGAUUUCCCGAAAUCGAAUUCUCACACUAGACUUUGAAAUCUCAGGGUAAUUUUUGCUUCAAAUCAGUUUCCACUCAGCCUGAAUGUACCUAUCCUGUGCGAAAGUAAUGUAGUCCUCCAUCACUCGUCGAAAAUCCGGAAUGUGACAGAAAGGCGCGCGAAAUCUGGUGAUCCAUUUCGCUCAGAAAGAAAUCUGGGCGUGACUAUGAUCCUGAUUGUGUUCAUUUACUGAUCUCACACUUUUGAAGUUUUAGUUUGUUCCUUGUCUGUUUGGUGGUUAUAUUUAUUUUCAGUGAUUUUCUCAACAGUAAUCUUUCUUAUAUGUAUAUUUUAUGGGUAAUUUAUAGUUGUUUCUCAUUUCCAUUGUGUUAUUUUAAGUGAUUUUCUCUCCAAUAAUAUUUCGAGUUUUCCUUGUAUUUAAUUUUUAUUUAUAUCUUUUUUACUUAUUUUCAUUAAUACAGUUUCAUUAAUGUAUUCUGAUGAUCUAGUCUCUAUAUUUAAUGUUAUUUAAAACAUGUUUUGCUUAGGGUUCAGCUUUAAUUAAUUUAAUUUUGUACAGACACAAUAUAGUUUAAGAAUGUA